Erinaceus europaeus (western European hedgehog) is the source of this 1126-nucleotide messenger RNA. It is a transcript of the gene SWSAP1, whose product is annotated as SWIM-type zinc finger 7 associated protein 1. Gene Ontology annotation, cellular component: Shu complex. The coding region runs from base 22 to 756 and encodes 244 amino acids. The transcript has 2 exons. The record is from RefSeq and is a predicted model, not a curated record. Lineage: Eukaryota; Metazoa; Chordata; Mammalia; Eulipotyphla; Erinaceidae. Gene Ontology annotation, biological process: double-strand break repair via homologous recombination. Gene Ontology annotation, molecular function: single-stranded DNA binding.
GGACAGCGCCGGACGCGGCGAAUGGCGGAAACUCUGAGGCGGGUGCUAAACGCCGGUGGCGCGGCCGGGCUGGAGGCGGAGGAGGGUGCGGCCGAGGGCGGGUCUUUGCUGUUGCUCGGCGGCCCGGGUUCGGGAAAGACAGCGCUGCUCUUCGCGGCAGCUCUGGAGAUAGCAGGGGAGGGCCGGGGACCCGUCCUCUUUCUGACCCGGAGGCCUCUGCAAAGCCUGCCCAGCCGAAGCGGAAGUGCGCUGGACCCCUUGAGGCUGCAGAAGAUCCGCUUCCAGUACCCACCCUCCACCCAGGAACUGCUGCGGUUCCUCUGCUCGGCCCACGAGUCCCGGGGACCCACCCCCGCCCUGCUGCUGGUGGACAGCCUGGAGGACUUCCUGGAGGAAGAGGCAGGCACCCAGGACACAGCAUACUUGGCCGCGCUCCUUCUGGACACAGCGGCCUUCUUCAGCCAGCGGGCCGGACCCGGCCGGGGCUGUGGGCUCAUGGUGGCCUUGCAGACCCCGGGGGACGGGGACAGCGACGGCGGCGGGGGGGCUCUUCUGCUGUCGUUGCUGCUACGGUAUUUUCCCGCUCGUUGCUGGCUGCAGCCGGGACCCUGUGGCCUCCGAGUCUGCUUGGAGCCGGGCGAAGGGAUCCCGAGGGCAGAGUGGUCUCUGGUUCUCGGGCCUGACGGAGAGAUGUCUGCCACGCCGUGCGCCACCCAGGCCGGGGACCCCUCCACUGGCCCUGGAGCCCAGGGGUGAGCUCAGCGGGUUCCUCGGGCUGGAAUAUUCACGGAAAGGAUAGGACACUGUCUCAAGAGACCUCAUGGACUCAGAGCCCACCCAACAUCUCCAUUCUCCAUGCCCAGGGUAGCUUCUCCAUGGACAGACACACAGACGGAGAGAUAUUACAGACUAGAGCUUCCCCUGGUACCGUAGACAUUCCCAUGUGGUGCUGGGGCUUGAACCUGAGAUCCUGCCCGCUACCCUGAGAGCUCUCUCCCUCUCCCUCUCUCUCUCUCUCUGGCUCUGAUUUAUAUUGUUAGAGACAGGGUCUCUCUGAGUUAUUUUUUAUACCCAGUCGACAGUGUAAAUCUCUUUGACCUUUGUUAUAAAAUCCUUUUCCAGUGCA